Phaedon cochleariae (mustard beetle) is the source of this 3767-nucleotide messenger RNA. The record is from the annotation of a GenBank genome assembly. NCBI's taxonomy places the organism in Eukaryota, Metazoa, Arthropoda, Insecta, Coleoptera, Chrysomelidae.
AAACAAAAACAAACAGAAAAAUAAAACUAACCUCAAACAAACUCGUCUUGAACUUUCGAUGGAUGAAAAACUAUAAAAUGCUUGGGUAAAAUACUAAAAAUAAUGUAAAGUUCAUUGAAUGAUCACAUGGAAAUAACUCAAGCUAGAAAAUGAAGAAAGAAAGAACUGGGGAUAACUGCAGACCAUUCAAAUUAGCUCACCAGAUAGUCAGUUUGACUGGCAUCAGUUUCGAAAGGAAGAGCAUAAUAGGCUUUGUAGAGCUGACUGUUGUUCCACUAAGAGACAACUUGCGUAUGGUGAAACUGAAUGCCAAACAGUGCCGAAUAUAUAGAGUCAGCUUGAAUGAUCAUUAUGAAGCUCAUUUCCAAUACUUUGAUCCUUUUUUAGAUGUUUGCCAGUCAGAUACAGACACGAGAAGUCUUGAUGCAUUUUCCAGCCAUCACCUUGCAGCUGCUUUGAAAGUAGACCCUGACAACAGUUCUGGAGAGUUAGUUGUAACUAUUCCCCCAGAGGCUGCCCAUUUAGUUGCUGAAGGAACUGCUCUAAGAGUUGGAAUAGAAUUCUCAUUGGAGCAGUCUGAAGGGGGAAUACAUUUUGUUGUUCCACCAAAAGAAGGAUCUUAUGCUGAGAGAGGAGUCCACCUCUUCACCUAUGGCCACCAGAACUCCUCGAGGCUGUGGUUUCCGUGCGUGGACAGCUUCGCGGAGACGUGCACCUGGAAGUUGGAGUUCACCGUGGAAGACGAACUCACCGCCAUCUCGAACGGCGACCUCAACGAGGUCGUGUAUACUCCGGACAUGCGCAGAAAGACCUUCCACUAUUCCCUUAACGUGCCCACCUGCGCGCCGAACAUCUCGCUCGCGGUGGGGCCCUUCGAGAUCUUCGUGGAUCCCUACAUGCACGAAGUGACGCACUUCUGCCUGCCGAGUUUGCUCCCGCUGCUUAAGGUCACUACAAGGUACAUGCACGAAGCCUUCGAGUUUUACGAAGAAACCCUCUCGAACAGAUACCCGUACUCGUGCUACAAACAAGUAUUCGUCGACGAAACUCACGAAGACUACCGCUCCUACGCCACCAUGAGCAUCCUGAGCGUCAACCUCCUCCACUCGGCCGUCAUCAUCGAUCAGGUGUACAUCACGCGGAAGGCCAUGGCUCAGGCGAUCGCCGAACAGUUUUUCGGCUGCUUCAUCUCGAUGCAGAACUGGUCGGACGUGUGGUUGAACAAGGGGAUCAGCCAGUACUUGUGCGGAUUGUACUGCAAGAAGUCGUUCGGUAAUAACGAGUACAGGGAGUUGAUCCAGAGUACGCUGCAGGACGUCGUCAAGUAUGAGGAGGAGUUUGGAGGAAUUGUGCUAGAUCCAAGCCAACCCCCAGCCCCGCUACCAGUUGGCGGCAACGCGCCGCAACCCAACCAGAAGCACUGCGAGGAGAAGUUCUACUUCCCCACCAGGAACCUGCACACCAUGUCGCCGAUGUACAUCGACACGCUGCUAAAGAAGGCGCUGCUCGUGAUGCGGAUGCUCGAGCACCGCAUCGGCCAAGAGCUGCUCUUGCAGGUGUUCAACAAGCAGCUGUCGCUGGCCACCAACGCUGCCCAACAGAAAAUCGGCAGCGGCCUGUGGGGCCACAUGCUCAUCAGCACGAACGUGUUCACGAAGGCGAUCUUCACUGUGACCGGCAAAGACAUGGCGGUGUUUAUAGAUCAGUGGGUGCGGACAGGUGGACACGCCAAAUUUCAUUUGACGUCGGUGUUCAAUAGGAAAAGAAAUACUAUUGAACUCGAAAUACGACAAGAUGCUACGACAUCGCUCGGUAUCAGAAAGUACGUCGGUCCCCUUCUGGUCACCCUUCAGGAACUGGACGGCACAUUCAAACACAACUUGCAGAUAGAAAACACCGUUGUGAAGGCCGACAUAACCUGCCAUUCGAAAAGCAGGAGGAACAAGAAGAAGAAAAUUCCCCUGUGCACGGGAGAAGAAGUGGAUAUGGAUUUGACAUCGAUGGAUGACUCCCCCGUUCUGUGGAUGAGACUCGACCCGGAAAUGACUCUUUUACGUUCUGUGGUAAUUGAACAGCCCGAUUACCAAUGGCAGUACCAGCUGAGGCACGAAAGAGACGUGACAGCUCAGAUGGAGGCCAUCGUCGCUCUGGAGAGGUAUCCCACGCCACAGACUAGGCUGGCGCUCACUGAUACCAUCGAGAAUGAGCAGUGCUACUACAAGGUCAGGUGUAGAGCUGCACACUGUCUCACAAAGGUGGCCAACGCCAUGGUGUCCAAUUGGGCAGGCCCGCCCGCGAUGCUCGCCAUCUUCCGGAAGUUCUUCGGCUCGUUCGCCGCCCCGCACAUCAUCCGACAGAACAACUUCCAGAACUUCCAGCACUACUAUCUGCAGAAGAACAUACCGCUGGCCAUGGCGGGGCUGCGCAACACGCACGGCAUCUGUCCGCCCGAGGUCAUCCGGUUCCUCUUGGACCUGUUCAAGUACAACGACAACUCGAAGAACCGGCAUUCCGAUAACUAUUACAGAGCCUCCCUAGUCGAAGCCCUAGGGCAAACCAUAACUCCAGUGGUCUCCGUAGUUGCCCAAGGCACGCCGAUCACCGCGGAGAGUCUCAGCGCCGACACGAAGCUGAUCUUGGAGGAGAUCACGCGGCUGCUGAACCUGGAGAAGGCGCUGCCCUGCUACAAGUACACCGUGUCGGUGGCGUGCCUGGACGCCAUCAGGAAGCUGCAGAAGUUCGGACAUCUGCCCAGCCGGCCGACCUUGUUCAAGAGUUAUGCCGUGUACGGGCAUUUCAUUGAUGUGAGGCUAGCAGCUUUGGAGUGUCUCGUGGACUUCGUCAAGGUCGAUGGUAAAUGGGACGAUCUCCAGUACGUUCUGGACAUUUUAGAGAACGAUCCUGAUCCAGGCCUGAAGCACAAGCUGGCAAACUUGUUGAUAAAACAUCCACCUUUCAAGAGGGCUCAUCGAGGAAAGCUCGACAUCCCAGAGUUAGUGGAGAGGCUCUGGACGAACAUAAAUUGCAUGCUGUCGCACGACAGCCGGCUACGCUGCGACCUCGUCGACCUCUACUACACCCUCUACGGCACCAAGCGGCCCGUCUGCAUCCCCCUGCUGGAGCUGGCCGGCAUUAUCGACCUCGGCAAGUACGAGCCGGCGGCCAAGCGGCCCAAACUGGCCACCAUCCCCAAGCGGGCAGCCAGUCCGCCCGCUCCCGUCAAAGAGGUGCCCCAGCAGGUCGUCAUGGAGACGGUGGAGUACGUGGAUUUGGAGGUGGUGGCCGGGGAGGAGAAGGUCGAAAAGGAAGAGGAAGUCAUGGACAUCAAGGUGGAAUCCCCUGUGCUACAAAAACAAGACUACUUCUCGGACAAUUCCGUUUCUCUGCCUGGUAUGGGUCAAAGCGGCCCUGUGGGCUUCGAGCCGGGCAUGUUCAAGAAGGACGGCGAGAAACACAAGACCGACUCCUCCGGCAAGAUAAAGAAGAAGAAGAAGGACAAGAAGAAGCACAAACACAAGCACAAACACAAACACGAGCACAAGCACGGGAAGGAUAAGGAGAAGAAGGAAAAGGAUCCGAAUAAGUUGAGGCUGAAGGAGGAAACUUUGAGCUCGAUGAGUUCCACUCCGAGUCCUAAUGGCAUGUCGUUGGGAAGCACUGAAACUAUUUGAGGAUGCUGACUUUGUAUUCACGUAUGUAGAUGAUAGGUGUACAAAUUUUAAAUUCCACUGUUUUGUAUAUGUUGUAAUAAAUAAUGAUUAUAAACG